Messenger RNA from Phlebotomus papatasi, 841 nucleotides. RefSeq lists its product as uncharacterized. The transcript is spliced from 2 exons. Bases 1 to 768 code for a protein of 255 amino acids. NCBI's taxonomy places the organism in Eukaryota, Metazoa, Arthropoda, Insecta, Diptera, Psychodidae. The record is from RefSeq and is a predicted model, not a curated record.
AUGAUGAUCUUUAUUUGGUUGGUGUACAUUGUAACCCCAUCUGUCUGUCGUGACUUGAAAUCACCGCCCAAACGUUCACAUGAAAUUGAUCCUCACCAAAAUAGUAAAUUUUAUGCUAAAAAUGAAAGUUCCAUCACAUACAUCAGGGCGUCAAUUCCAAUGAAAAUCUUCCGAUGUAUGAAAAGGUACAAUAUUGUGAGAUGCAUGAAGCUGUUCUUGCUCCAGAGAAUGGAACGAAAUCUACCGAAAAAUCUUGGGAAUACCGGAAAUAUUACUGGUGACUUCCUCGAUCACAUCCUAAUGCGAGACUCUGACGAUAAAUUCGAUUUUGAGGCCAAUUAUACAAAUCUGCAUGAUCACGAAAUCGAUACCAGACUCAUAAAUACCAUUCAGCGAUUCUUUGCCAAUAGAGAAAUUAAGUUGCACUUCAUUCCGGGAAUGGUGGUAAAGGUGCGGCCAAGCAAAGAGAAUCAACUGGAAUUGUCACUGAAGAAAGCGGACACAUUCAUAAAUACAAAUUCCACAUUGGGACGCAAGAAACGACCACUUGAGUACAUUUUGAAUGUAGGAAUACCUGCCUUAAUGUUGCCAGUAAUCCUAAUGGGAUCAGUGCUACCCAUGGCCCUGCCGGCUUUUAAAAUGGCAACGAUACUUUCCGGAGUCGUUAACAAGGCAGCCCUUCUGGCGGCAAUUUUGUACUUUGCCAAAAACUAUUCCGAUCAUCAGAAAACAUCAGCUAUCUACAUGAGUACAAAUACAAUAGCAUAGUGAUCAAUUUCAUAAUAAUAUACAUAUUAAAAAGAAAUUUUUAAAGUUAAUCAAUAAAUUUGGAAAGAAUAAA